GGCUGCUUCUGUCUUGGGUCAUUUGAUCACGUGACAGCUUGCUCGACCUACACUUUGGAUGACACGCCGACAAGAGUGAACUUUCAGAUUUUCGUCUUUCUCUCUCACCUUUCUCAGCUAUAUGAAUUUUGUUAUUAGUAAAACGUGGGAUGGUGAAGCAGUCGACCAUGAUCCAGUCAGAAUUGAACUGCAGCCAGAUUCAGACAGUGGAUGUUGUCUGCAUGUGGUGGCUCCAUUCUUCAGUGAUCCACCAUCACCAGCAGGUUCCCCUGGUCAACCAUUCCCCUGCCUGUGGGACUAUGAAGUUGUCGAAGCCUUCUUUCUGAAUGACAAGGAAGAGUAUCUGGAAGUGGAGCUGUGCCCUCAUGGUCAACACUUAGUACUGCUGUUGAAAGGAAGGGAAAAUAUUGUCCAGGAGCAGCUACCACUAGAGUUCUCGGUGAGGAUAGAGAAUAAUAUAUGGCAUGGGGAGACAACUCUUCCACUGAGUUACUUUCCUCCCUGUGUCUCAAAGUUUAAUGCAUUUGCAAUUCAUGGAUCAAAGGAGAAGCGAGUCUAUGAAGCUUUAUACCCUGUCAAACAAGGAAAAUUCACUGAACCAAAUUUCCACAGACUGGAAUAUUUUCAACACUUUGAUAUGAAGUCUCUGAUAACUUCAAACUGGACUGAUUAUAAUUCUAGUGUCUGGAGUGAACAUAUUUCAUAGACAAGCAACUGAAGUCUUAAAAAAAAGAAAAAAAGAUUUAUUAUUUUAUUUUAGUAGUUUGAGAUCUUGUCAUUUUCUACAUAAUACAAAAAGUCUUAAUAGACUGGGCUGGGUUUUUUUUUGUUCAGCAUACAUGAAUGGAUGACAACUAAAUGAAUGGAACAAGAACAAGAAUAACCAAAAUGGUGGCAAUAUCAAAUUGGAUCAUCUGAUGAUUUUACUGUAAAUAUUACUUAUGUGGAUUUUAAACUAUAUUAAGCAUUGUAGGGAGUAACCAAUUUGUUUGUUUACCUCUAUUAAAAAAUAAACAAGAAUAAAAAUAA
Gigantopelta aegis is the source of this 1029-nucleotide messenger RNA. Its product is annotated as UPF0462 protein C4orf33 homolog. The record is from RefSeq and is a predicted model, not a curated record. The coding region runs from base 122 to 706 and encodes 194 amino acids. Lineage: Eukaryota; Metazoa; Mollusca; Gastropoda; Neomphalida; Peltospiridae. The transcript is spliced from 6 exons.